Molecule: messenger RNA, 1631 nt
Organism: Sinocyclocheilus grahami
Lineage: Eukaryota; Metazoa; Chordata; Actinopteri; Cypriniformes; Cyprinidae
Product: F-box-like/WD repeat-containing protein TBL1XR1
Exons: 13
Biological process (GO): regulation of transcription by RNA polymerase II
Cellular component (GO): histone deacetylase complex
Molecular function (GO): transcription corepressor activity; protein binding
Source: RefSeq, a predicted model, not a curated record
AUUUUAUUUUAAUUAUUUAUUUUUGUGAUUGGCAGGAAGCCCCGUUGGUCUGAUAUCUCAUUUUCGCCUGGAGAGUCUCCGCCCUCCUGCUAGUCUGAGGCCGUCGGCUUCCUCUGAAGCGCUUGGCUGUCCAUAAGCUGCUAAAUGUUUCUUUUAUUCCUUUAUAUGUCCUACAGACAAACAGGAAAAUAGAUAUUAUUCGAGGACAGAAGUAUCACUGUGGAGUUGGAAAGGUCGCGGGAUACCCUUCUGUCGGACCUGCGGCACAUUUGUUCAGUACUUUAGCUCCAGAAGCUAGCGGUUGACGAGACUGGAAGCAUCGGCACGAGCUCCACUCUCGCCUUGACCUCUUGGUUCACCCAGGAUCCAAAAUGAGCAUAAGCAGUGAUGAGGUCAAUUUCCUUGUCUACAGAUACCUGCAGGAGUCAGGCUUCUCCCACUCAGCGUUCACCUUUGGCAUAGAGAGCCACAUCAGCCAGUCCAACAUCAACGGAGCUCUAGUGCCCCCUGCUGCCCUAAUCUCCAUCAUCCAGAAAGGCCUGCAGUAUGUGGAGGCUGAAGUCAGCAUCAAUGAGGACGGUACUCUGUUUGAUGGCCGACCGAUCGAGUCGCUGUCGUUGAUUGAUGCAGUGAUGCCAGACGUGGUGCAAACGAGGCAGCAGGUGUAUAAAGAUAAGCUGGCUCAGCAGCAAGCUGCCGCCACCUCCAGCACCACAGUGGCCGCCACUGCAAAGAACGGAGAAAACACGGCUAAUGGAGAGGAGAACGGAUCUCACACGCUGUCUAAUCACCACUCGGACAUGAUGGAGGUGGACAGGGCAGUAGAGAUCCCAGCCAGUAAAGCCAUAGUGCUGCGGGGCCACGAGUCUGAGGUCUUCAUCUGUGCUUGGAACCCUGUCAGUGAGCUGCUGGCGUCUGGCUCUGGAGACUCAACCGCACGGAUCUGGAACCUGAGUGAGAACAACGCAGGAGGAUCCACUCAGCUGGUGCUGCGGCACUGCAUUCGGGAGGGGGGGCAGGAUGUACCCAGUAACAAAGACGUCACCUCACUGGACUGGAAUAGUGAAGGUACACUUCUCGCCACAGGAUCCUAUGAUGGCUUUGCCAGGAUAUGGACUAAAGAUGGUAAUCUUGCCAGUACACUGGGGCAGCACAAAGGUCCCAUAUUUGCUUUAAAGUGGAACAAGAAAGGAAAUUUUAUCCUCAGCGCUGGUGUUGAUAAGACCACCAUUAUUUGGGAUGCACACACGGGAGAGGCCAAACAGCAGUUUCCAUUCCAUUCAGCUCCAGCUCUGGACGUGGACUGGCAGAGCAACAACACGUUUGCCUCUUGCAGCACGGACAUGUGCAUUCACGUGUGUAAACUGGGCCAGGACAGACCAGUCAAAACAUUCCAGGGCCACACAAAUGAAGUCAAUGCAAUCAAAUGGGAUCCAACAGGAAAUCUAUUGGCCUCCUGCUCUGAUGACAUGACCCUAAAGCUUUGGAGCAUGAAACAGGACACUUGUGUUCAUGACCUGCAAGCCCACAGUAAGGAGAUCUACACCAUCAAAUGGAGCCCAACUGGCCCUGGAACCAACAACCCCAAUGCCAACCUCAUGCUGGCCAGGGUUGGCAGGUCCUCUGAGGUC